Messenger RNA from Syngnathoides biaculeatus (alligator pipefish), 1994 nucleotides. RefSeq names its product family with sequence similarity 43 member A (gene fam43a). Lineage: Eukaryota; Metazoa; Chordata; Actinopteri; Syngnathiformes; Syngnathidae. The record is from RefSeq and is a predicted model, not a curated record. The transcript has 2 exons. Bases 149 to 1177 code for a protein of 342 amino acids.
UUUGUGCCAGUACGUUCACUUCACAUCUUGUAGUCGGCUCUCCUCCGAGUCCUCAGUCGUCAACUCCACUUUGGCCACAGCAUGCAGCAAUGGACCACUUUAGAGGACGGGCACAUGAACCGAGGUGCUCGCUGCGAACAGCUCUAAAAUGCUGCCCUGGAAGAAGAAUAAGUUCGACCUGAUCGAGGAAGACAAGCAGUCCAAACAAAAGGGCUAUGCGGUGAGUCUCAAUUACUCCGCGCUCACCUCCUUGGCCAAGUCUUGCCCCGAGAGCGCGCUCAACCGCGUGGGCAACAUGUUCAAGUCCAAGCGGAAAAAGGUCAAGAUCACCAGCGAUGACCCCACGUACACGGUGCUCUACCUGGGCAACGCCACCACCAUCCAGUCCAAGGGGGACGGCUGCACCGACGUAGCUGUCAGCAAGAUUUGGGCCAAGAGCGAGCUGGGCAAGAACGGCACUAAGAUGCGGCUCACUAUCAGUUCGCAGGGCAUCCGAAUGGUGCACGUGGAUGACAAGGCGAGGAGACCGGGACACUUGUACUUGCUCCACCGGAUAACCUACUGCGUGGCGGACCCGAGGCUGCCCAAGGUCUUCGCGUGGAUUUACCGGCACGAGAUGAAGCACAAGGCGGUGAUGCUGCGCUGCCACGCCGUGCUCGUGUCCAAGCCGGAGAAGGCGAAAGCCAUGGCGCUGCUGCUAUACCAGACCUCGGCCACGGCUCUGGCGGAGUUCAAGCGCCUGAAGCGGAGGGACGACGCCCGUCACCAGCAGCAGCAACUCAUCGGAGAGCAAACCAUCCCCCUGGCGCCCCUCAGGAAGCUGCUGAACGGCCAGUGCAACUACAAGCCGCCGGUGGAGCGCAGCCGAAGCGCGCCGAAGCUGGGCUCCAUCACGGAGGAUUUGCUCGGGGAGGAGGAGGAGGAGAGGGCCACGCACUUUGAAUGCGAGGACAUUCUGGACACGGACCAAUGCCUGGCCGAUGGCAAACAAGAGCUCACUCAGAUUAUUAACGAUUUGGGGGAGAUGAGCAUCGGCAACGACGUGCAGACACUAAAAGCUGACCUCAAAGUCACCAGACUGCUGUCGGGGGAGAGCACGGGGAGCGAAUCGUCCAUUGAGAGCAGCCACGAGCUCCACGCGCUCUCCAACGGCUUCGAGCACAUAAAAGUACAAUGAGUAAUAGGACACCAAAGCCGUUUUGUUGUGUUUUGAGCCAACGUCUUUCCUUGCCACCUGUUGACAUCAUCGAGACCUUCUUUAAACGCGUGCCUCUAUAAGUGUACAACUAUUGUGAGGAGGGGUACAAAAAAAUGCAUCCUCGUGGUUUGGGUGAUAAGAUCAUAUUUUACAAGUGUGUUCAUGCAGAAAAAAAAAAUUACAAAUAAAAGAGGAUCUAUUUGGGGACGUCUGCUUCUAACCUGCCAAAUCCCGGUGCUCCAAAGGCACCACAUGCAGGACUAAUUCCUGUCUGUCUUAUUUAAGAGGAUUUCCCUCAAGGCUUGUUUACCCAGAUUUUUUUUUCCAGUGGUGAAAAUAAUAUCUGCUGAAAAUGUGCCCACUUUGAUCUAAAAAUAUUCUGUUCAGUUUUUACUUUUAUUCAGUGGUGGAAAACCAUCUAGUCUGUGGGCUACGUACGGCAUGCCAAGUGCAUUUGUUCCAACUUGCCAUGCAACAUUUAAUCUACAAAGGCUCAUAACACAUGAUUGCAUUUUUGUCAGGUUCCCUGCCCAUGCCUUAGUGGACCAAAACACCUACAACCUCUCCUAAUUCUUUCAUUUUGCACUGUCAUGAACUUUACUCACUCACUACCAUGUGCUUAUUGUCUGUUUUGUUAUGUCUCAAACAUAAACGUCAUAUUUUUGCUGUGCAAAAGAAACACAUUUUGUGAAAGAUGUAAAGUCAGAUGUUUUAAAGUAUAAAUAUGUAAUUUUUUAAUUAAUAAUACAAAAAUGUGGUUUGUUUUGUGAACCUCAUCAAUAAAAAAAAUAGAAAG